GGCACUCCUGGCGCACUGUUUGUAGCUACUGCGCAGGUCUUCGCGGCCGUGGCGACUCUGUAAGGUACACUUCCGAGGGAGGGGCUCCUUGGGUGCCGGGCACCAGCUAUGGCCGAGACCAUGGAGGGCAAAGACCCCAACGGGCCCACCCACUCUUCGACGCUGUUCGUGCGGGAGGAUGGCAGCUCCAUAUCCUUCUACGUGCGGCCCAGCCCAGCGAAGCGCCGGCUGUCAACGCUCAUCCUGCACGGCGGCGGCACCCUGUGUCGGGUGCAGGAGCCCGGGGCUGUGCUGCUGGCCCAGCCCGGGGAGGCGUUGGCCGAGGCCGCGGGCGACUUCAUCUCCACGCAGUACGUCCUGGACUGCGUGGAGCGCAACGAGCGGCUCAAACUGGAGGACUAUCGGUUGGGCUCGGCGGCCGACCAGGCCCCGUUGACAAAGCCCGGGGCUCAAGCCGAGGGCGCUGCUGCUGCCGUGGAGCCCAAUGCGGAACCGCUCACGGGGCGGACCGUCUUCACCGAGGCGGACGACGUGGCCAUCUUGAUCUACGUCAAGGAAAAUGCUCGUUCGCCCAGCUCCGUCACCGGCAACGCCUUGUGGAAAGCGAUGGAGAAAAACGCGCUUACCCAGCACUCGUGGCAGGCCCUGAAGGACCGCUACCUCAAGCACCUGCGGGGACAGGAGCAGAAGUACCUGUUGGGGGGCGCUCCUGUGAGCCCAUCCUCCCGGAAGCUCAAGCGGAAAGCGGAGGAAGACCCCGAGGCAGCCGACAGCGGGGAACCACAGAAUAAGAGAACUCCAGACUUGCCUGAAGAAGAACCUGAAGAGGAAAAGGUCAAGGAGAAUGAAGAAGCAGUCAAAAAGAUGCUUGUAGAAGCCACCAGGGAGUUUGAGGAGGUUGUGGAGGAGGAGAGUGAGAGCCCUGGUUUUGAAAUACAUAUAACAAUGUGUGAUGAUGAUCCACCCACACCUGAGGAGGACUCAGAAACUCAGCCUGAUGAGGAAGAAGAAAAAGUCUCUCAACCAGAGGUGGGAGCUGCCAUUAAGAUCGUCCGGCAGUUAAUGGAAAAAUUUAACUUGGAUCUAUCAACAGUUAUACAGGCAUUCCUUAAAAAUAGUGGUGAGCUGGAGGCUACUUCCUCCUUUUUAGAGUCUGGUCAGAGAGCUGAUGGGUACCCCAUUUGGUCUCGACAAGAUGACUUAGAUUUGCAAAAAGAUGAUGAGGAUGCUCGAGAUGCAUUGAUUAAAAAGUUUGGUGCUCAGAAUGUAGCUAGGAGGAUUGAAUUCCGAAAGAAAUAAUUGGUAAGGUAAUUAGAAAAGAAAGAAGGUAUGGCAGAUGAGGAGUGAAAAAAAAAUUGCUAUCUUUGAACUUUGGAGAGUUCAUAUACUGGAACUAACACUUGCCUUUGGAUCAAUACUGCCGUUACUUCUAUGAGUCCUAGAUUUUGUAGCCAAGCAGAGUUUGUAGGAGUAUAAAAAAUCAGAGAAAUUGGAUAUAUUUAGAGCUACCCCAGGCAUGUGUCAGUAUGUUUCCGAAAGGAAAAUCUAAAUCAGAGAGAGGUUGGUCUACUUAGUAGUAAUCAUGUGUCAGUAUGUUUCUGAAAGGAAAAUCUAAAUCAGAGAGAGGUUGGUCUACUUAGUAGUAAUCCUUUGCUAGAAUGGAACCUCUGCUAUAUUGGUGACAGGAGCUAAUGACAAAGUCAAAGGAGGAAAAUUAGGAGUUUAGGUCUCUUUAGGCAGCAUGAGUAAGUAACCUCGUAUUCCUUGGCAGAAGCUCCUCUAGAUUGUGAUAGAUUCCAAAUCAAGAAUCUAGACACAUGGAAAGAUAUAAUUACAAGGCCUAAUACACAGACGGUCCUGAAUCCUUGCAUCUCUAGGUACAUCCACCAGUAAGCUCUGAUUUCUAGACUAUUCUGAAAAUCUCAUUGUUUUAGGUAACUUGGUAUUUGUGUACCCUGUUCUUUGGCUGUUUUUGAGCCCUUGUUAGUCAAGUUUCUAGCACGUGUUUAAUUACCACUCAGUUUUGUUUAACACACACACACACACACAUACAAACACACACACAAAACCUUAGAGAGUCUCAAGACCAAUCUAUUCCAUUAAUAGUAACGUGUUCUUAUUUAUUGAGGAGAGUUUUGUGCUGAGAACUGUAUUGCAUUAAUUUAAAAAUCAGUAGAUUCAUUUCCAUUUAUUGUGUUGCUUUCAUUAUUGAAAAUAAAUAUAACUUUGUA
Loxodonta africana (African savanna elephant) is the source of this 2231-nucleotide messenger RNA. It is a transcript of the gene TERF2IP, whose product is annotated as TERF2 interacting protein. Gene Ontology annotation, biological process: regulation of DNA-templated transcription; telomere maintenance via telomere lengthening. The transcript has 3 exons. The record is from RefSeq and is a predicted model, not a curated record. Gene Ontology annotation, molecular function: telomeric repeat DNA binding. Bases 109 to 1299 code for a protein of 396 amino acids. NCBI's taxonomy places the organism in Eukaryota, Metazoa, Chordata, Mammalia, Proboscidea, Elephantidae. Gene Ontology annotation, cellular component: shelterin complex.